AAGAACUCGAAAGUUAAAAAAAAGCGAACUAAAAGAAAACCUAAACCUCUCUUUCUCUUUCUAGAAGUUUUUCUCUCUCUCUAGAGUGCGAUCCACCACUCGAGAAAUUUCUCUCAAUCGCUUCCUCGGAAUCGUUGAGUGCUCGUCAGUGUCCAUGGUUUUGGAGUUGUUCCUGCUGUUGGAGCUGAGGAUCUGAAGCAUUUCUAGGGGUUAAGUUCAGUUUGGUGCUUGGGCUUAGGGUUCUGGAGUUGGUUUCCGUUGAGCUGAGAUCUGGAGUGUUCUUGCUGUUUGCGUUGUGGAUUUCGUGCGAAGUUUGUGGUUUUGAGGUUGUUUUUGGGAGGAGUUUGAAGUUUUGAGCUCUUGUGAAGCUUCUUUAAGUGGUGGUGUUCCUAUUGAGGUUUUGCUGCAAAAUGGAGAUUUCGAGCCCUAAAUUUAGGCCUUCAUGUCGGUGUUAGCGUGGUCUUUUGGCAAACCUCAAGUUGGAGACAAUUAGACGAGGCAUAAAUUUGACAUUUUGAUGGGUUGGUCUUUCGGUGGAUAAGAUUUGGCGAAGUUAUGUUAGCAUUCCUGGGGAGAGAAGGGAAAGGACGGUUCUUCGUCACAUGAAGUGUCUGCUUUCCGAGUUUCCACUUUGCUAGUUGAAGAAAAAGGUUUUCUGGUUAUCUUGUAGUUGGAGAAACAUUUCCUUUCUUCUAGUUCGCGCCGAUGAGGCUUUCAUCAUCGAGCCCUUCCCAUCAAGGCCAGGAAGGCGAGCAGAAGUCUUUGAAUUCAGAGCUAUGGCACGCAUGUGCUGGACCACUUGUGUCAUUGCCUGCUGUUGGCAGUCGGGUGGUAUAUUUCCCACAGGGCCAUAGUGAACAGGUAGCUGCAUCAACCAACAAAGAAAUAGAUUCUCAUAUCCCUAAUUACCCAAGCCUGCCUCCUCAGCUGAUCUGUCAGCUCCAUAAUGUAACUAUGCAUGCAGAUGUUGAGACAGAUGAAGUUUAUGCUCAGAUGACAUUGCAACCACUUAGCCCGCAAGAGCAGAAGGAUCCCUUUCUACCAGCCGAGUUGGGUACUCCCAGCAAGCAGCCUACCAAUUACUUUUGCAAGACGCUUACUGCUAGUGAUACCAGUACACAUGGUGGAUUCUCUGUUCCCCGUCGAGCUGCAGAGAAAGUCUUCCCUCCAUUGGAUUUUUCUCAGCAACCUCCUGCACAAGAGUUAAUUGCAAGGGACCUCCAUGGUAAUGAUUGGAAAUUUCGCCACAUAUUUCGUGGUCAGCCAAAGAGACAUCUCCUUACAACUGGAUGGAGUGUGUUUGUCAGUGCAAAGAGACUUGUUGCAGGGGACUCCGUCCUUUUUAUCUGGAAUGAAAAUAAUCAAUUGCUUUUGGGUAUCCGACGAGCUAACCGGCCGCAGACAGUUAUGCCUUCAUCGGUACUAUCCAGUGAUAGUAUGCACAUAGGUCUCUUAGCUGCAGCAGCUCAUGCAGCUGCUACGAAUAGCCGAUUUACCAUAUUUUAUAAUCCAAGGGCAAGCCCAUCUGAAUUCGUCAUACCAUUGGCUAAAUAUGCAAAAGCGGUUUACCACACCCGUGUAUCUGUAGGUAUGCGCUUCCGGAUGCUUUUUGAGACAGAAGAGUCUAGUGUUCGAAGAUACAUGGGCACGAUUACUGGGAUAAGUGAUCUUGAUCCUGUCCGCUGGCCAAAUUCACAUUGGCGUUCAGUUAAAGUUGGUUGGGAUGAGUCAACUGCAGGUGAGAGGCAACCACGGGUGUCCCUAUGGGAGAUUGAGCCUCUGACCACAUUCCCAAUGUAUCCAUCUCCUUUUCCUCUUAGACUUAAGCGGCCCUGGCCAUCCGGUCUGCCAUCUCUGCAUGGUAUGAGAGAUGAAGAUAUUGCCAUGAAUCCUUCUCUUAUGUGGCUUCGAGAUGGUGGAGACCGUGGGUUUCAAUCUUUGAAUUUUCAGGGAAUUGGAGCAUCUCCUUGGAUGCAACCGCGGUUAGACACUUCGUUUCUUGGGUUGCAACCUGACAUGUACCAAGCAAUGGCUGCAGCUGCACUACAAGAUAUGAGGACUAUUGACCCAUCAAAGCAGGCAAAUCCUGCAAUUCUGCAAUUUCAGCAACCGCAAAACAUGACCUCCAGCUCUGUACUUCCUAGUCAGGUUUUACAACAAAUUCAGCCUCAGUCGCAACAGACUCUACUACAAAUCAUACAAGGAAGUCAGGUUCAGAACCAGGCUCAGCCUCAAUUCCUUCAACAUCAGUUGCAGCAUUGCAACUCAUUCACCAAUCAGCAGCACCAGCCAACAUCCCCACUGCCUCAAAAGCAGCAUCAGCAAGUGCAACAUCAGCAUCAGCAAAUACAGCAGCAGCAACAUGCACAGCAGCAACAGCAGCAUACACAGCAACAGAAGCAUGUGGGUGAUGCUCAGCAAAAUCCCAAUGUAUUAUCCAGCAUCUCGCAGCUUAUUGCUGCUUCACAACCUCAGCCACCCACCUUACAAGCAAUUUCCCCAUUCACCCAGCACCAAAAUUUUCCAGAUUCCAAUUGCAACCCUGUGCCAGCAAGUGGUGUCUCUCCUCUGCACAGUAUUUUCCAGUCCUUAUCUUCAGAAGAAAGUUCAAACCUACUCAAUUUGCCACGAACUAACCCACUGGUUGCUUCUGGCAUCUGGCCAUCCAAGAGGGUUGCUGUUGAGUCCACAAUCCCUUCUGGAGCUCAGCUGGAGCAAUUGGGGAAUCUGCAGUCAAAUGUUCCACAGAACUCUGUCGCACUGCCAUCAUUUCCAGGGAGAGAAUGCUCGGUAGAACAAGAAGGUAGCAUAGAUCCCCAAAGCCAUCUAUUGUUUGGUGUCAAUAUAGACUCUUCCCUCCUAAUGCAGAAUGGAAUGCCAGGCCUCAGGAGUGUGGGCAAUGAGAGCGAGUCCUCGGUCAUGCCAUAUGCUGCUGCUAACUUCUUGAGCCCCACCGACAGUGAUUUCCCAUUGAAUCAGACACUGACAGGUUCCAAUUGCUUCGAUGAAUCAACACUUCUGCAGAAUUCAGACAACAAUGGUGGCCAAGUAAAUCCACAAAAUGGUACCUUUGUCAAGGUCUAUAAGUCAGGGUCCUUUGGAAGGUCUUUGGAUAUCACCAGAUUCAGUAGCUAUGCCGAGCUGCGUAGCGAGCUUGCACGAUUGUUUGGCCUUGAAGGCCAGUUGGAGGACCCUCUGAGAUCAGGCUGGCAGCUUGUAUUUGUCGACCGGGAGAACGAUGUUCUUCUCCUGGGCGAUGACCCCUGGCAGGAGUUUGUGAACAAUGUAUGGUGCAUAAAAAUACUUUCACCUCAAGAAGUGCAGCAGAUGGGCAAACAAGGUGUUGAUCUCCUAAACUCUGUUCCACUUAAAAGGCUCUCAAGCAAUAGCUGUGACGACUACCGCCAGGAUUCUAGGAGUUUGAACACUGGUAUCACCUCCGUGGGGACUCUUGACUACUGAAGAAGUUCCAAGAUAUCUGAAGCAGUGACCAAAACCACAACCACAUACCCCUUCUGUAACACCUCAUUCCUAUUUCAAGUUUUGCUGCAUUCCAACCUCUAGAAGUGAACAGCACAGUGCCUGUGCACCAGUUAAGUCUUUUAAGUCAUGUAUGUUGUUUAAUUACUAUCGUAUUUAUACACUACACUUGACCUCUCUGUCUUUAUAUAUAUAUAUAUAUAUAUAUACGCUGCCUUGUAUCAUUAGAAAACCAAUUCUGUUGUUAUUCUAGUUUCAUUAUAACAAGGUGCAUGUUUACAAUUA
Molecule: messenger RNA, 3765 nt
Organism: Dioscorea cayenensis subsp. rotundata (Guinea yam)
Lineage: Eukaryota; Viridiplantae; Streptophyta; Magnoliopsida; Dioscoreales; Dioscoreaceae
Product: auxin response factor 6-like
Exons: 15
Coding region: 706-3462 (918 amino acids)
Biological process (GO): response to hormone; regulation of DNA-templated transcription
Cellular component (GO): nucleus
Molecular function (GO): DNA binding; protein binding
Source: RefSeq, a predicted model, not a curated record